This is a messenger RNA of Macrosiphum euphorbiae (potato aphid), 1506 nucleotides long. NCBI's taxonomy places the organism in Eukaryota, Metazoa, Arthropoda, Insecta, Hemiptera, Aphididae. The record is from the annotation of a GenBank genome assembly.
AUGUCUCAGCAAACUUCGUUAAGCCAAUUUUUUAAAAAAUCCAAUGAUACAAAUGUUCUACAAGUUGACCAUCACAAAUCUUCAGUUUCCGUAAAUGUAGAGAAAGAAGAAGUUCUUAAAAAAAUUUGGAAGCCCGGAACUACUUUUGAAUUCCCUAAUACUGUUAUAUUUAGUGGUAAAUAUAAGCGAUCCAAAAAUUUAAAAUUUCAAUACAGAUGGUUGCAUACCUUUCCGUUGUUAGCGUACUCCGCAAAAUUAGAUGGUGCAUUUUGUACAUUUUGUGUAGCGUUUGCUAAAUCAGGAGCUGGCAUAAAUUCUCAAACACUAGGCGCUUUGGUUAGAAAACCUUUUCAAAAUUGGAAACAUGCAAUGGAAACGUUUAAAAAUCAUGUAACACUUCAGUAUCACAAACAAUCCGUCUUUGAUGCAGAUCAUUUCAUAGAUAUAAAAAAAAACGUACAUUUAUCUAUUGAAAAUCAAUUAGACACUGCUCGGGCACUACACAUUUUUGAAAAUAGAAUAAACAUUUCACCUGUUAUUGAAACAAUUAUCUUAUGCGGUCGACAAAAUAUACUUCUACGAGGUCACCGUGAUUUCGGAAAAUUAACCGUUGAUAAUAAUGAUGUUAACGACGGAAAUUUUCGUAAUUUAUUACGCUUUAGAGCUCGCGGUGAUGCUUCGCUCAAAUUACAUCUUGAAAGUUCUGGUACUAUAAAAUAUACAAGUCCUAUUAGUCAAAAUGCUAUAAUUGAUUCAUGCAAUUCAAUUUUACUCAAUAAAAUAGUAGCUAGAGUAAAUGAAGCGAAAUGUUUUACAGUUCUUGUCGAUGAAACUGCAGAUAUAGCCGGUCUCGAACAAGUGUCUAUUUGCGUUCGGUAUAUUGAUUUAAAAUCCUAUGAAUUACACGAAGAUUUUCUACAAUUUGUUCCAACUACUGAUGCAUCUGGAAAAGGUUUAUCAAGACUUAUACUUGACAAUCUCAGAGAGUUUGGUAUAGAUACACAAUAUCUUCGGGACCAGGGGUAUGACGGUGCAGCCGCGAUGGCUGGGAAAUAUAAUGGAGUUCAAGCUUAUAUAAAAAAAGAACAUCCUUUAGCUUUAUAUGUACAUUGCUCUGCGCAUUCCUUGAAUCUUGCUGUAUCGGUAUCAUGUAACGUUUUCCAAAUACGCAACUGUAUGGGAACAAUAGGAAAAUUGAGAGACUUUUUUGUGUUUCCGAAACGAAAAUCUGUACUGUCGAAAGCUAUUGAAAUGUCAGAAAAUAAUAUUUCUAAAAAAUCACUGAAGAGAAAUUGUGAAACUAGGUGGAUUGAAAGGUAUCAUUCAGUUAGUGAUUUUUUAGAACUGUUUGAAUGUGUAGAAGAAGCUCUUGAAGAAAUUUUCGAGUGGGAUCAUACAGACACGUCAAAUCAAGCUAGCGCUUUUCGAAAUUCAAUUCUCCAACCAGAAUUUAUAAUUACGGUAGUUACUGUUGGAAUUAUAAACAAAACACCCUAUAUAAUGUAG